AGUAAAUUCAAAUUCCAAUCAAAAGUUUCGAACCCUAACUUGUAAAAUCCCUAAUUCGAGAGAGAUAAAAGAUCAUGGAAAGUAACCUGCGCAGGGACGACGACGGCGAUGAAUUCCACGGUAAAGAAGCAACCACCGCGUCUUCGGCUCUUUCCUCGUGGAAACCUAGAAAGCUCCCAGCCUCGGCCCUGAAGAAGAAUCUCCUAAGUUUCGGAGGCGACGACGAGCAGAUAGCUCUCCGUGUGACGACGAGAAAGCAUAAUAACGAGAAAGACCGUGUCAAAUCCUCUUCGUGUCCAAGGAAAUACCGGCGGUGUGGGGACUACGGCGGCGAUGAAAUCGGCGGUGAAGAUGCUACGGCCGCGGUGAAAGUAGAAGAUGAACCUCUCCCACGUGUGACGAGAAUGUAUAAAAAGAGAGUGGAAUCUUCAUCUUCCUCGAACCAGGCUAUCAUAUCCAGGUGUGGCUUUUAUACGGCAGAGGAGCUGCUCGAGGACAUAAAGGAGGCACAUUGGUAUCGGCUAUCUCACCCUGAAGAUCCGCAUCCCUAUCAGGAUGAGAUUGAUGCUAUGAGAGCCAUUAAAAAGAAUAUAAGGCCGCCACCACUUCCACCAUGUACUUCUGUGGUAACUUUUAACGGUGUGAGAAUGAACAGCUCUUUUGAGAAACGUGCGUCUGUUAUCUUCUGUGAUGAAAACCCUACUGCGAGGAUCUGGAUGAUGGACACACUUUUGCCUGGUAACUUUUUUUCUUGAAUAUCUUCCUUCUUGAGAGUGUUUUUCUUGCUACAAUUCACCAAUUCAUAGUUAUGUCAUCUCUUAGUUUCCAUCUUUUGUAAUUGCUUUGCUUUGUUAAUUUUCUGCAUUUAGUUAGGGGUUUUAACAGGCAAUUCAAUUCGGCUGUUAUGUGUUUGAGGUGGUGGUGGAUAGUGUUUUCUUUUGCUCUGUUGCUUUUUUAUCAUGAAAAUGUUUGAUAAAGAUAUGUAACUGUC
This is a messenger RNA of Arabidopsis arenosa, 991 nucleotides long. Lineage: Eukaryota; Viridiplantae; Streptophyta; Magnoliopsida; Brassicales; Brassicaceae. The record is from the annotation of a GenBank genome assembly.